Molecule: messenger RNA, 1216 nt
Organism: Vespula vulgaris
Lineage: Eukaryota; Metazoa; Arthropoda; Insecta; Hymenoptera; Vespidae
Product: MYG1 exonuclease
Exons: 7
Coding region: 140-1153 (337 amino acids)
Cellular component (GO): cytoplasm; nucleus
Source: RefSeq, a predicted model, not a curated record
ACUUUGCAUAGUAAUAAUUUAGUAUUAUUACGCUAGUGAUUUACUAGUUUUAAGUUUACUCAUCAGAGAGCGCAACAAACGCGAGAGUAACAUUUUUUUUGGACAGGCAGUUCAACAAAUUUCUUUUUCAUCAUUGAAAAUGUUACAGAAUAAAGUUAUAAAAAUUGGUACACAUGACGGUACGUUCCAUUGUGAUGAAGCUCUUGCUAUUUUUUUAUUGAAACUUUUACCUAAAUAUAAAGAUGGAGUUAUCGUAAGAUCACGUAAUCUUGAUAUUUUAGAUACUUGUGAUAUUGUUGUAGACGUUGGUAGCAAAUAUGAUCCUUCUACUCAUCGAUAUGAUCAUCAUAUGAGUGAUUUUAAUGAAUCAUUAAGUACGAUUAUACAUGAAGCUGGAUGCAACAGUACAAUUAGGUUAAGCAGUGCAGGAUUAAUUUAUUGUCAUUUUGGUCAUGAAAUAAUUAAACAAUUGGCUCCUGUAGAUACAAGCGAUGAUACUAUCAAAGUAUUAUUUAAGUCAAUAUAUUAUAAGUUAAUACAAGAAAUUGAUGCUAUAGAUAAUGGAAUACCAAUGUUUGAUCAAGAACCUCUUUACAACAUAUCAACAGGAAUAUCUUCAAGAGUAGAUAGAUUAAAUGUUUCUUGGAAUGAUGAAAAAACAGAUGUUGGUGCACAAUUUCAGAAAGCCAUUGAUUUAGUUGGAGAAGAAUUUAUGUAUGCCGUACAUAAUUGUAUAAAUGUAUGGUUGCCAGCAAGAUGUAUCGUAGAAAAUGCUUUAGCAAAAAGAUUUCAAAUCGAUAAAAGUGGGGAAAUCAUAGAUCUAGGAAAGUUCAUACCAUGGCAGCAACAUUUAACAGAGUUAGAAGAGGAGCAAAAUAUAGAACCUCUUAUAAAAUAUGUAAUCUUUAAAGAUGUAAAAACUGGAUAUAGAAUUAGAGCAGUUCCUGUAAAACCAUCAAGCUUUGUGUGCAGGAUGUUUUUGCCAGAAGAAUGGGCAGGUUUAAGAACAGAAGAUCUUGAAGCGAUCAGUGGAAUUAGUGGUAGCGAAUUUGUACAUUUUUGUCGUUUUAUCGGAGGUCACAAAACUAGAGAAGGUGCAUUAGAGAUGGCAAGAAAAGCUCUAGAAAUAGGAAAAAGUCAAAAUAACGUUUAGUAAAUUCAUAUUUUAUGAAUUCCUAACUUUAAGAAUUAUAAAUAAAUCACUUUAUGAGAAUGA